This is a messenger RNA of Hevea brasiliensis (rubber tree), 2981 nucleotides long. RefSeq names its product probable ADP-ribosylation factor GTPase-activating protein AGD14. NCBI's taxonomy places the organism in Eukaryota, Viridiplantae, Streptophyta, Magnoliopsida, Malpighiales, Euphorbiaceae. Gene Ontology annotation, molecular function: GTPase activator activity. The record is from RefSeq and is a predicted model, not a curated record. Bases 385 to 2604 code for a protein of 739 amino acids. The transcript is spliced from 14 exons.
ACAAAAUAAGACCAUAGCCACGCUUGGCACACCCGUAGGGACAGGGUACAGUUCCCCUCUGCCCCAGACACAAUAAAAUAAACUUUUCUUAAUUUUUUAAUUAUCAUUAAUAUUUUUAAUGUUCCUCUUUCUCAUUGUCUCUCUCCAUAAUUUUAAAGAAAAAGGCAGACUUUGGUUUAGCUCUUAGCUGUACAGAAGCCCCUUAGUUUCCGACUAUUGAAAGAUCUGCAAAUCUCUCUCUUUCUCUCUGCUUUUUUCCUGCAGCUCUGUUUAUCCAAAUUAAAGAGAAAGAGAGAAAGUGAGAGAGAGGGAGAGAGUCUAAGCGCUUGAUCUCUAUUUAUAAUGAGCUUAUUGUGCAUAUAACACAAUUCAGGAGGUAGUGGAAUGGCCAAUCGAGUGAAAGAAGACGAGAAGAAUGAACGUAUAAUUCGGGGACUUUUGAAACUCUCCGAGAAUCGCAGAUGCAUUAACUGUAAUAGUCUGGGACCACAAUAUGUUUGCUCAAAUUUCUGGACUUUUGUUUGCACCACCUGUAGUGGAAUCCAUCGGGAGUUUACACACCGAGUAAAAUCAGUAUCAAUGGCUAAAUUUACUUCACAAGAAGUUGUUGCUCUUCAAGAAGGUGGAAACAAGCGUGCAAGAGAAAUUUAUCUUAAAGAAUGGGAUCCACAGCGUCAUUCUGCCCCCGAUGGCAGUAAUGUUGACAGGCUUCGGGACUUUAUUAAACAUGUUUAUGUGGAUAGAAGAUACACUGGUGAGAGGAACUAUGGAAAGCCUCCAAGUGUAAAGUUGGGUGACAAAGAGGACUCGUACCAAGGAGGGUCUCGAAGCCCACAAUAUGAAGAUACAUAUGAACGCCGAUACAGUGAAAUGUCUAGUCCCGGUGGAAGAAGUGAUGAUAGAAAUUCUAGAUAUGGUUACGAUGAGAGAAGUCCUGGAUAUGAUCAAGAAAAUCGACAAUAUAAUGAUUACAGGAGAAGUCCUACUCGUGCUGAGAUAGUUAAUGAUUGGCGUCGGGAGGAUAGAUUUGGAAAUGGAAAGAGAGCUGAUGAACGUAGAGUAUCUGAUGGUGAUUCAAAGCUGGAAAGCAGGUCACUUGAGCGACUGAAAGAUCCAGAUGCUUCUAGUCCACCUAUUGUACGGCCUGUUAGAGAAAUUUUGGGAGGUAAUGUGGUGCCACUUCGUAUAAGUGAACCUCCCAAAACCAGUGUUGUAAGAGCUGCCGAUGGCUCUGCACAGACACAGACAACUGUAUCUUCUAGCAGCUUGGGAUCCACCAAUGGGAAUCUGACUGAAGUUAAAGCGGAGAGUACUGCAAGCUUAAUUGAUUUUUAUGCUGAUCCUGAACCACCUGUCAAAACUGCAGUUCCUCAAGCACAACAAACAAUUGUGUCUCAAUCCAUUGCACAACCUGCAAGUACAACAAAUAAUUACAAUUGGGCUUCUUUUGAUUUUGUACCUGAGGUUAAGGCAUCUCAAGCUUAUGCAAAUACAAAUCCACUGGAAUCUGUUCUCUCACAAAUGUCAGUGCCAGCAUCUGUACCUGGUCAAAUAUCUGGAAUGCCAAGUGGUUCUGUUGCUGCAUUAGUUGCAUCUGUUGGCAAUGCAGCAAAUUUACCAAGUGGAACUCCACCUGCUGUGCCAGCUGGGAAUGCACCCAUAUUGCCCCUCAACACUGCUGCUACAAUGUUUCAUCCUGGUGGUGUUUCAGCAGCUGCUCCUGGGUUGGCAUCUGUAAUGCCUGUCAAUGGUGGUACCUUUGUCAAAGUUAAUGAAACAGGGCAAUGGCCUAGUGUGCAGCAUCGGCAACCAUUUCUAUACCCUGCUUCUAGUGGUCAGUCUACUCAACAAUUUGCACUGCCAUUUGAUGGAGCUUCAGCUAAUCAGCCUUGGAAUUUGUCAGUGGCUCCCAUUGUGCAAGCAGCUUUGAGUAAACCAUCUUUUGGAGCCCCUCAAGUCAUCUCUACGCCUGCCUCAGGGGUUGCUUCUGUUGGUGUAUCACAACCACCAGCUAUGGAAGUAAAAUCAAAUGGAAGAAAAGAACUUCCUCAGGAUCUUUUUGCUGCAACCUAUCCAUCUUUCCAUGCAGCGUUUCCAGGGUGGCAAACUGGUCCACCCCGUGGUAUGGGGUUUGCAAUGCAAUAUAGUAAUACUGCAGCGCCCAUGCCUACUUUUGUCCAGCCAUCCAAGUCAACAAACCCAUUUGAUCUCAGUGAGCCAUCUCCAGUGCAAGGCCAUAGUUUUCCUUCCAUGGCAUCCUUGCAAAGUGCUCUCCCAAAUAUGCCACCAUCUUCAGGCUUACAGCACACCUCUAGUCUUGGUGCUCCCUCAUCAGCAUGGAUGCCAACCCAGUCAUUGCCUUAUCCAUCAACACUACCUCCCCAGCCACCAUCUUAUGCAUCAGCUACGCCUCCAAUCUCAGGGGCAUAUAUGGGACAAGUAUCAAGUAACAUGCCACUUUCCAGGCCCCAGGGAGUAGGAGGCUUUAGCACUGAGGGAGGUGCUUUUCGUGCCAUAAAUAUGGAUCAACGGUUGGCUGGUAGAUUCUCAGCCCCUGCUACCCCGUCGCCUUUCUCUUCUGUUGGAGGGAACCCUUUUGGAUGAGCUUGUUGAUGCAUCAGCUUGUUGCCUCCUUCAAAUUACUGGGCUGAAAGUUUUGGUUUUAUUAUUUAACUUGAAUCAUCCAGCCAAAUUGAACAAUGCCCAUGUUUAUCAAGCGUUAGGAUCAAAUGUCCAUAUGAUCCCUGAAAAUUAAUUUGAGAGAGUGAGCAGUUUUAUAAAUUAUAAGAGUGGACACGUCGGUGGGGAUUUAAUCAUUUAGGUCUGCUCCUAGAAGUCAUCCCCCCACCCCACCUGUAUGAUUUUGUAAUUUCUUCAUAUUAUGGUGAUCUGUUUGAGUCUGUGAAAAGCGUGUGGAACAUUUACAAAUAGUUUCGAGUACAAUUUGUAUGCAUAUAUUGUUGAGAUGAUUUUUCUUUCAA